CUGGAGGUAUUGGUUGUCUCACCUAGCACCUCGAGGGUGGGGCUGAAAUAAUAGAAGAUCAAUUCUGUAUCAUUAGUCGGAUAUCCCCAUGCAUCCUGCGCCGUGUGUUAAAAAACAAGCUGGAGCUGCUUCCUGCAACUGCUUUAAUUGGCCGCAGCGGGACCGCGAAGAAUCCUUGUCCUUUUCGAGCUAUAAUGGUAGAACCACUGACAAAUGGGACAGCCUACUGCGAGUCCGAGGACCACUUCAAACCCGACGAAUGUAUUCGUUCGUCAAUCUCGGAGACUCAAGCCCGAGACUUGGCCAAACGACUCUACGGCCUCACCGUCACUAGCAUUCGACAGUUCAAUGGUUACCAUGACAGGAAUUUCUACCUGACUGUAGACCAAGAUUGCAGUAAUCCGCACAUUGAUGAGGUGUUGCCCCACGGAUACGUUCUCAAAAUCAUUAACACGCUUGAUAGUAAGACACCUGAACAUUUGGAUGCCCAAUCCAGUCUUCUCCGCCAUAUUCAUGCCAAGAUGCCCGGAUGUUGUCCACUUCCGGUGAAGAAUGUUGACGGGAACUUCUCCUCGCUGGAAACAAUAUUACAAGGAGGUCAAAAUGGCACCGGCACCCAGCAUAUCGUUCGUCUCCUCUGUUUCAUUCCCGGGGUUGUCUUCCAUCAAAUGCCGCAGCCAGACUAUGAUAUUUAUUACGAUGCGGGCCAGUUCCUCGGCAGGCUUGACAUAGCGAUCAAGGAUUUCUCCAGCCCUGCCUUCGAAGCUCGCUUCAACUGCUGGAGUAUGUACUGGGUACCGAAUUUGAAGAGGUGUACGUACGCGGUGAGGGACCCCAAAAGACGGGCAUUGGCAGCGGAAGUCAUUGAGGAAUUUGUCGCGCAGGUCAUACCAAAUUAUAACAAGCUUCAAAAAGGCACAAUCCAUGGCGACUUUAACGAACAGAAUGUCCUAGUUACGCCAAAAGACGGGAUGGACAACGCAGACCCAACCACCGAAACAAAGUACAAGCAUAUUGGAAUCAUUGACUUUGGGGAAAACGCGAACGCUUGCUACGUCUUUGAAAUAGGGUUAUCAAUGAUGUAUCUGUCCACCUGCAGCCGGAAGUUAGAUUUCAUCGAAGCCGGCGGCCAUCUUCUUGCCGGAUAUUUGACCCAUAUGACCUUGAGUGACCUUGAAUUUGACCUUUUGAGGACGGUUGUGGCGGCGCGUUACGCCCAGUCACUGGUGCUAGGAGAGUAUUUCUACUCAUUGGAGAAGAAUGAGUACUGUUUGAGUACCAGCAGUGCCGGCUGGCUGCAGCUUGAGAAACUAUGGGAGACGCCCAAGGAAAAAGUGAUGGAGAUCUGGUCCAUGAUUAUUGAGCAGCGGAAAGAUCAGCACCUGACUACUGAGCAGUAACAGGGUCGUCAGAUAAGGUAAAUUGGUGCAAUAUCCAAGCCCCAGUUCAAGUGUGGCCUCUGCGUGCAAUAAUGUGUAGGCCCUACUGUCAGCAAUGUAUCUAAGACUGAAAUUGUAUCAGGGCUAUAAUUUUACCACUUUACCUUACUGCAACAUGAUCAGGUCCAACAUGUAGGUGCUAGCUCUAGACAAGCCAUGAGAUUUACAACUGGCGUCGAACAAUAGGAUAGGACACAAAUUAUUUGAGGACAUCGAUUCUCGUUACAUGCCAAAGACUUUGGCGUUGGUUCUCUGCUCGCUCUCAGCGAACUACU
Messenger RNA from Lineus longissimus, 1714 nucleotides. RefSeq names its product hydroxylysine kinase-like. Gene Ontology annotation, molecular function: amino acid kinase activity. NCBI's taxonomy places the organism in Eukaryota, Metazoa, Nemertea, Pilidiophora, Heteronemertea, Lineidae. The transcript has 7 exons. The record is from RefSeq and is a predicted model, not a curated record. The coding region runs from base 195 to 1400 and encodes 401 amino acids.